GAAGAUAAGGUAUACCGUAGCAGUCUUGGUGAAUAGCAGAUUGCAGCCAUCACAAAAUACGACGACGUUACUAUUUUCGCACUCCCCAUCAUCACAGAUGGCACAAGCGACCAUGAUGUACAGGAUGACCAAACGCGUCCAGCUGUUCUCUGCUUUACAAGUGGUAUUCGGUAAUCGCAUGGAUGACAAAGUGAAAGAAGG
Acaulospora morrowiae is the source of this 201-nucleotide messenger RNA. NCBI's taxonomy places the organism in Eukaryota, Fungi, Glomeromycota, Glomeromycetes, Diversisporales, Acaulosporaceae. The record is from the annotation of a GenBank genome assembly.